Molecule: messenger RNA, 468 nt
Organism: Truncatella angustata
Lineage: Eukaryota; Fungi; Ascomycota; Sordariomycetes; Amphisphaeriales; Sporocadaceae
Product: cytochrome c1 heme lyase
Exons: 2
Biological process (GO): cytochrome c-heme linkage
Cellular component (GO): mitochondrion
Molecular function (GO): holocytochrome-c synthase activity
Source: RefSeq, a predicted model, not a curated record
CCGCCGGCAAACAAGGAGCAGGAGACGGGAGCGGACGAGAAGACGGGCAACUGGAUCUACCCGUCCGAGAAGAUGUUCUUCGACGCCAUGAAGCGCAAGGGCCACGACCCCCAGGCCCCGGACAUGCGCACCAUCGUGCCGAUCCACAACGCCGUCAACGAGCGGGCGUGGGCCGAGAUCAAGGAGUGGGAGCAGCCGCUUUACUUUCUUAGUUGUGACGGCCCGAGGUUGAGCUCGUUUUCCGGUCUGAGCAGCAAGAUGUCGCCUAAAGCAAAGAUCAACACGUGGUUGGGUUACCAGGCACCGUUCGAUCGGCAUGACUGGAUAGUGGACCGUUGUGGUCAAGAGAUAGAGUAUAUAAUCGACUUCUACGCCGGCCGGCCGCGAGGAGACGGCAAGCCUUCGUUCUAUCUGGAUGUGCGGCCGAAGCUGAAUACCUGGGAAGGCGUCAAGAUGCGGGCGUUCAAG